Molecule: messenger RNA, 372 nt
Organism: Soboliphyme baturini
Lineage: Eukaryota; Metazoa; Nematoda; Enoplea; Dioctophymatida; Soboliphymatidae
Source: the annotation of a GenBank genome assembly
CUUUUUCAAGCAUAUCCAAAUUUCAAGUCAUGUUUUCCGGCCCUUCGACACAUCAACGAUAUGGAUUUGAUAAAUAGCACUGUGCUGCGAGAUCAUUUGGACGUGACUUUGGAGAACAUUAAAAACCUGAUCCAUGGCCUGGAUAAUCCAACGGAGUUCUUUAAAGAACUGGGUAAAGCAGCCGUCGCCCACGAAAGGACAAACGUAAAGCGACAUCACAUUGAGGCGCUGUUCCCCAUCCUCAUUGACACGCUAUGUGAAUUAUCGGCUGUCGAUCAAGAAGAAUACGAAGCGUGGAAAAAGUUGUUCGACGUGAUGAAUCACUACCAGGAUAUGUUGCGAACUGGCAUCAUUAAGACUUCUGAUGUGUAA